This is a messenger RNA of Myripristis murdjan (pinecone soldierfish), 1428 nucleotides long. Its product is annotated as dynein light chain 4, axonemal. The record is from RefSeq and is a predicted model, not a curated record. The transcript is spliced from 4 exons. The coding region runs from base 190 to 510 and encodes 106 amino acids. Gene Ontology annotation, biological process: microtubule-based process. NCBI's taxonomy places the organism in Eukaryota, Metazoa, Chordata, Actinopteri, Holocentriformes, Holocentridae. Gene Ontology annotation, cellular component: dynein complex.
AAAAAAAAAAAAAAACAUCAGCCGGCAGUGCUGUCGCUGCUAUCUAACGUUAUGCUAACUAACCGACCUAGCUAAGCUAUGCUAAGGAGCGAACGCGAGCCGGUGACGGUUACUAAUCUGACAAAGCUUGCGUGUAAGGUGACAUGAACCAAGAGAAAUGGGGUUAAAACAUCGAUAAGAGAAGUCGGAAUGGCUGCGACUGGAGAGGGCAAGAAGGAAGAGGCCGACUACAAGAGGCUGCACAGCUUCCCUCUCAUCAGGCACACAGACAUGCCAGAGGAAAUGAGGGUGGAGACCAUGGAGCUGUGUGUGACAGCCUGUGAGAAGUUUGCCACCAACAAUGAGAGUGCAGCGAAGAUGAUCAAAGAGUCCAUGGACAAGAAGUUUGGCAGCUCGUGGCAUGUGGUGAUCGGUGAGGGCUUUGGCUUUGAGGUCACUCAUGAGGUCAAGAACCUGCUCUACAUGUUCUUUGGAGGGAGCCUGGCUGUGUGUGUGUGGAAAUGUUCCUAGCACCGCCUUCCUCUUCCUCUCUGACUCUUCGCCACCAGGCUGGAAAUCAACACCAGCUACCAGACAGAUGCUGGUUACAUUUUGGCUGCGGCAGUUCAGUUUGUCUUCGCUAACAGCCACUGAAACAGGAAAUGAAUCAGUUGGAGAUUGUAUCCUAUUCUAAAAAUGUGUUUUGGCUGUUAAAAUUGCUGAAAGUGAAAUUUGGAGUGUGACAGUCACUGUGGCUGGGAGGCAGAAAAAUUAGUUUCAUGCCUAGUCUUGUCAACUGUAUUUUCUUUCUCCGCUCUCUGUCCUCCAUCUUUGACAACGCUGUAUCGACAAACUUUUGUAAUUUGUGAGCGUGCAUGUGCAAACACAUGUUGAAAUACAGCCAGCCAGGGUCUCCAACGUCCUUUUUCCUCAUUUCUCUUCAGGGACUGCGUGUGCGUGUGUACAUACAGUGUGUUUGUGUGUGCUGGACACACACUGUUUAUGAAAAACAUUACAGUGUCUCCUUCCUCAGCAGUCUGGCCAGAUUUUGUGCAACAGUCAAAUGUUCAUGCCAUCUAUAUGUUUUCGCACACUCUCCCUUUCUUUAUCUCUCCCUCUCACUCCAAUUACACUGUAGUCUUUGAAAAAAAUAUUUUUUAUGUUUUUUAUGUGUAAAUAUUUUGAUGCAACUUGAAAAAAAAAAAUCUUUUUAAAGACCAGUGUUGUUGUCUUGUUAUGCUGAAGGGCUCUGACUCUGGAGCCAAACAACACUAAACCAGAGCCACUUUUUCUCCCUGUAGAGGUGUUUGUAAUAAUCUCUAAUAAUGUCACUUUGCCCGGUGAUAUUAGCAGUGUGAUCGUUUAUAUGUUGAUGCAAGUUUUAAUGACCCAGUGGAAUGGACUAUCCUGAUUGUACAAUAAACUCUGAAUUGUGUUUUACAAGGUGAA